CAUUUGGCAGGAAUCUUCGAAAAUGGUCUACACCGAACGUACCGACAAGUGCACCACCAGCACCAAGGACAAUCACUCCAGCAAGGGGCAAGGGUCCGGCUCCCGCCCCCGCUCUUCGUCCCAAUCGCAGGGCAGCAGCAAGCCCAGCCACAGCUCGGGCGCCUGGAGCAGUCAGGCCUCCAGCUCGGACAAAUGGAAGUACAACAAUAUGGUCCAGAACGAUCGGGAGCAGUUCAAUGGCAUGCACUUCUCCUAGGCAGGGGGGAGGGCCCAAAGGGACCUGCCAAGGACUAGUUGUAGUACACUUUUAAUGGACUUAAGUAUUGCUAUGUGAUACGUGAAAAAAAGGCAACAAAUAAUCUAAAUUCCAAUUGGAGAACUAAAAUUAAAAAAAGAACAAAAGAUGCGCCAGAAAA
Molecule: messenger RNA, 416 nt
Organism: Drosophila miranda
Lineage: Eukaryota; Metazoa; Arthropoda; Insecta; Diptera; Drosophilidae
Exons: 1
Coding region: 23-256 (77 amino acids)
Source: RefSeq, a predicted model, not a curated record